AUGGAUCCCCCAGACAGAACUGAAUUGCUUAAAUUAACAGUUAACUACCUGCAACAGGGGGACUUAGUUCGAGUAAAAGAGUCAUUGCAAAAAACUCACCAGUAUUUCCAGGACUUGACGCCAAGUGAGUUAUCCAAACCCACUUUACAGGAGAUAGAGAUAGUAAACAAGGCAGAGAAAAUAUCGAUAGAUAAUGUGGCGUGGGGUCUUCAAACUGGAGCAAUUUUGUUGUCCCAAACAACUCCUAAGAACAACUUCCUUGUCCGCUUUGCCAAUGCAGUUGGUGCUGUUGCUUUAAUCACGAUUUGUGUUGAUAUAGCUGAGAAAGUAUUUGAGCAGUCGAUAAUGUACAUUGAGAAUGCUGAAGACGAAGAAUCAAUUAUUAGCCUUGGAAUUGCCCUUAACAACUUAGGUUGCGUGUAUAUUAGCAAAGGAAGCUUUCAAAACGCAAAAGUUAGUCUUCAAAGAGCUCUUGCGAUAUUUAAGGUCGUCGAAACAGGAAAAGAGUGUGUCACUGUCCAAGAGAAAAUAUCAACAAUAGCAAACAAUUUACGACUAGUGCAACAGGCUCAAAGAAGUUAUGUAAUCGACAUGCAAUUACAAAACGAUCUCCUUUCUAAUGUAAGUCGCUUUGCCAUACAAUCAAGAAUCACUGCAGUUGUUGAUUACAAUGAAGCCGUAACUUCUUUGGAUAACAGAAACCUUAGAAAAGCUUUGGUCGAAUUUGAAAACUUAAAAGCAUUUUGUGAAACAAAAUUUCACCUAAACGAGGGUUUGUUAACCUUCCUUUUGUUAAAAAUCCGCUUAGUUUGUUUGAUGCUUCAAGCUUCUAGUGGGGCCACGGCAUUUAUUGACUCUAAGAUUUCGACCUUGCAAGGGAUGAAGGAACUUGUUGAUAUUGGUACAAACUUUUCGUUAGACUUCUCAGUUACAAUUGUGGAGACUGUGGCCGACAUUCACCUUUAUCACGGCAAUCUUGACCUCGUCUGUAGCUAUUUCUCCUAUCUUGUACCAGUUGUUCGUGAAAGAUGUGGUGCAGAUCACCCAACAGUUGCUUCUAUUCUGUCAAAACAAGGAAUUAUUUUACUCCACUUAGAAAACUUCGCACGUUCUAGGCAGUGUUUUACCGAGGCAUUAGAGAUUUUCACCGGAGCUUUUGGUGCUAUUCACCCCGAUGUUCUCAAAUGCAAUGCAGGUCUUGCGAGGCUAGAAUGGCUCGGUGGAUAUGAAGAAAAAUCUUUAACGCACAGUCAGACAGUUCUGGAAAAUGUGGAAAGGAUUUGCCAAGUCUCAUUUGAGUGUCAAUUAAAGCCAAAAUUCAUUGAAUUGUCUUCACAAAGCGGAAGAACACCAUCUCCCGAUGUUGAUCCCGAAGAACAACUAAAACUUGAAACUCUGGUCUCUGAGUUUGGUAUGGAAAUAACCAGGGUUCUCAACCAGCAUCAACCGACUGAUCUUGGGGAUUGUCCAGGAACAAUCUCAGAAAGUGAUGAUUUUGUGGAUUCCUCCGUCUCCAAGGACUUAUAUGCAAAGCUGAGCUUUAACUGGUUCAAAGCUGGUCUUUGUUUGUUUAACGUUGGAGUGGAUCAAAGCGUCGCUUUUCUCUUUCUCUCGUGUACAUAUGCAAGUAUGUUUUAUGAUCAUCUGGAUUGUUCUGAAGUCAUUUUACUGAAAGUGAUUUUUGUUGUGUGUCAUCUCAAAUCUAAGACGUGUCAAACCGUCCCGAAAGUUCGAGAGAGAUUAAAAAUUGAGUUUCGAAGGAUAACGAACUUCAUUGUGGACAAGGCGAAGAGAUUUGAUAAACCGGAGAGCAAAACUAUAUUUUUUGACGAAAAUACAAACUUGAUGAUUGCUCUGGCUGUAAUCCUUCAGGCGUUUGUAGAAAUGGAAAUGUACGAGAUGCUAGCUGAUGUGCAUAGUUUAUUUUCUUUCCUGUCAAACCAACAGUCACCUCAGGUAACUCAUGUAUUUCUCGUUGAAGAGGUUCGCUUUGCGUUUUAUAGUUCAAAGAUACAUUGUCUUGGCAAACAAGUUAUGCAUGACCUGAUUUUUUUGACGCCUCUUGGGAUGAUGAACAAUCGAAAAGUCACUGACGAAAACGAUGCAGAUACUCCCUGUAACUCUCAAAGCAAGGAGCUUACAAAAUCUUUACAUAAAGGUGACAACUUUGGAGAAAGGAAAUCGAGGCAAAUUUUCAAAACUUUGACACUCAAAGCUUAUAAUAAUCAGUGGAAAGAAUCUUGCAGAUUUCUUGUGGAGAGUCCAAUAUCUCGUGGAGUUGAUGUUUCAGCAUUGAAUAAAAUAAACGCAUGGAGUGUGAAUGGAGUAGAGGACAGUCUACCUCACUUGAUCUUAUGCAGCAAUCAGAACACAGAAUUGACAACACAAUAUUUCCUAGAAUUGGAACUCCUGAGCUCUACGGAAAGCACUCUUUCUUCGAUUUCUGAUCAUUUUUCCCUUUUGCCACUCGUUCUAUCGAAAGCUAAGGAUGGUUCAGAAUUUGAAAUGCAAUCUCCGGUUCUCGUCUACACAGGGAACACUUGUGAAGGAAGCCUAGCAUUUAUCUUGCAAGACAAAGUAAUUGCGGAUUUUUUAUUCGGAAAGCUUUUAAAACAAAUCUUAGCCGAUGAGGACGAGCUUGGUGAGGUUGUGAACAUGGUAGUCAAAGACAGCCAGCUCGUGCUGAAAAUUCGAGGUCCACCCAUCGGACAAAUCGUAAUUCAGUGCCAUGAAGACACCAUCAAAGUGAAAACCCACUUGAUUUACUAUUCUCAAGGCCGUAGAAAAGUUGAGAUUGUCCGCGAAGAAGUUUCACCGUGCAAUUGCUCUCUUAUUGAGAUGGUCAUCGCUGACAAAAUGGAAAAAUGUGCUCGUAGUUUUGGCUUUCAUUUCGAGACAAAAAGUGAUAAUGCCUGGUGUGUUGCAUCACAUUUGCUUGAAAAUGCAAGGGAUAUUUCAAUGAGAGUAAGUGUUUUGAAUGUUGUAUUAAUCACUGUAGGCAUAAAACUUGUUUUUCAAUCAUCAUGACGAAUCCUUGUUCUGCGACGGUUCAUAUGCUAAAUGUAAAAUCCGGCUUACCAAUAUAACAAAACCAAAAAUAUGACUGGGUUAGAAUAGGAACCUUUCGUACCGCUUUCUCUGCUUACCUCAGGGAUUUAUGCAUUACAUUGAAGAAACCUAAAAUUUGGUUGUCUUUUAAAUUAAGGAACUUCUCCUUUUUGCCUAAACCCCAUAGCAGGAUCAGAAGUUAUUUUUGGGCUGUCGUUAUAGUUUUUAAUUCGUUCUGAUCUUAGGAACACCAGCCGCUAGAAAUGCAGCUUAAAGCCGAACGUCCAGGCCGUAUUUCUCCCCUUCCAACCUUGCUUUCCAGAGAGUCGUUUCUUUCGGAAUCAUCAACACAAACAGAUUCCUUGAGUAUUCCCUCAACAUGUGAUCUUAGCACUCAAACAGAGCUUAGUGACUGUCAUGAGUCUGAAGAUCUGGUGGAACCCACUUCAUCAUCCAGUGAAGUAAGUAUAUCAUCAUCAUUACCACAAUCGUCAUUGUCAUCAUCAUCUCCUACCUCAUCGUCAUCAUCCUCCUGUGAAGAAGGUACUGAUGAGGUCUCCAGAAGGUCAAGGUCAGAGCCGGCAGAGAAAGGUAAAUUAUCAGCGAGUUCCGUCUAUUCGUGUGGUUUCGAAUUGAAGAAACGAGAUAAAGAAGCUCCAAAACGUGCAAAAUCGGAGGAAGAAAGAUCUAGCAUGGCUUAUUUCAGUGUUUCAGAGUUCAACGAUAGUAGCAACGAUGCAGAGGAAGGACAGAUAAAUCAACCACCACUCGUUCCACCAUUAACCUUGAGGGUUCAAAUGGAAGGCAAAUUACGUGAGAGUAAAGAAAACCUGGAUAAGUGUAUUCAAACCGAUGUUUGGCAAGGGCAUUCUGUGGAUGAUGAAGUUGAUGGUGCAGUAAAAAAUGCUUCGUGCGAUAGUUCUACAAUCCAAAACUAUCAUCCUUGUUAUUCCUCAACUGGAUCUGCUAAACCACUUUUUCAAGGGGAAGGUGGUCUAUCCGACAACCUUCCACGAAUUACUGACCAGGUGGAGCGUCAUGGUGGUGCUGCUGCCUCAACCAGCUGGUGCAAUGAUGUUACGGAUGAAAACCGAAGAAAUAGAGAACGUAAAGUCGAUUCUAAGUCACUGAAGAUAUCUCAAGAGAGUAAAAACAAGAGUAAAGAGCAUCUAUCAGUAAAAAGUCACAACACAACGCCUGGGAAAUUUCUAGGCUUAAAAGGUGGAGGACAAGAUCCAUUUUUCUCUAACAGGAGCCAAGGUUACGAGAAUCUCGAAUCGGUUAUUAACUGGAACGACGCAAAGCCUGAGAGGGUUAAACUACGAGAUGAUAUGCAAAACACCGUAGAUAAAAAAGAAUCAAAUUUCUUUGGUAUAAGGCCUUGCUUUCUUGCUCGCCACACAGAUGACAGUAGCAUUACCACUCCUAUCGAUGACAUAGAGAAUACAGCGGAAAACGUCAAUGGAGGGUCUUCCAACACCUUCUCAAGGCAUCAAGAGUCAUCUUUUUUCACUACUGAGCAAGGCUAUCAAGCUACUUACUCCUUUCAAGCACCCUCGUUUCAUUCUAAAAGUUCAAAGGUAUCUGCUAAAGCACAAGGUCCAAAUCCUCAUGGCCCCUUCGAUCCUAACCCUGUAGUUUGGGAUCUACCAGUGCCUGCUCGUCCUCUACUUUCUCUUCCUUGCAACGGAUCGGAGCAUCUCCAUAACCUUUCCUGCGAUGACACGCGAAUUGUAGUGAUACCUCCGCAUGCUUUGAUCGAUGGUAACUCGCUGCUGGCGCAAACACCCCUUUUACCACAGCAGAGAAAAGUCAAGGAUCAACGUACCGAUCCUGAAGUACAACGGGAGAAAAACUCUGAUUUCAAAGUGAUGAAUGGAAAUCCUGCAUGUUUAUCUAAUACCUGUUCAAUUGCACAAGGUCUGAUCUCCCCAGAAAUGGAAAUCUCCGCUCUACCACAAGCAGCCAUGAACAGAAGUCUAACAUGGGAAACAAGAACAGAUGCAGAUCAGGACACUGCUAACCAAGGGCCACUGGGUGUCUUGAACGAAACUUCACCUCUCUCAAAUGAUGAUUCCUUAGCUGACCUAGAGCGACGAGUAGCCGAAACCUGUUCCCUUGUCGAAAAAAACUUGAAAAGAAAGGAAGAAAAAGAAAAAGCAAUGAAGGAAAAAGAACGAAGAAGAAAAGAAGAGCGGGUCAGGAAAGAACAACAAGCACGUGAAAGAAGAGAAAGGGAGGCAAGUAAAACAAGACAAGCGGAACGCAGGAAUGACAGAGAAGAAGUCAGCAACCCGAUAAGAGGUGGAGGAGGAACACUUACGCAAACCUCCGCUGAUGUCGAGGGUCGACAAUGGCUCUGUGAACAUUAUAAGCGGCUCUGUCGCGUCAAGUUCCCAUGCUGCGGAAAGUUCUUUCCUUGUCAUCGUUGUCAUAACAAUUCUGGGUGUUCAAAUGAUAAUUCCAAAGCAAGAGAGGCGUGUUAUGUUGAGUGCUCGGUUUGUGGCCAUCAACAAGAGGUAUUUAGACAUAUCAUUUAUUCAAAAUUUCAAAAAUCUGGAAAUGAAGAAGUUAUAUUCAGACUAUAUGCGAUUUGCUCUUAAUGCUUUCUUGUUUUUUAAGAUCAACCAGGACGCCCAAACCUGUGCCAGUUGUAAAACAAAGUUCUCGGCAUAUUUCUGUUCUAUGUGUAAACACUUCACGGGCACAGACAAAAAUCCAUAUCACUGCACAAAAUGUGGUAUCUGCCGGUAGGUGAAACGAUAUCCAUGGCAAAAUUGUUCGUUUUUCGUUUGUUGGAUGAUAUUCUUUUUUUACAAAAGAGUAAGGGAGUAAUUGGUCUGCUUCAAUAUCAAGUGUUAUCGUAUGAAUGGAAAGAAAACUGUGGCGCUAGCCUAAGCACGAGAGCAACGCUUAAUAAGAGAGAGACAAGCCCUUAUCGAUACGCAUAUGAAACUUAACACCGCCAUUGUUUUCUCCUCCGUCUUUGCGAAAUCGUAUUCAAAAGAUAUAUCAAAUAUCAAUUUUUGCUUCCGCAUAGGCAUCAGGAUUUCAUUCUGUAGAUCGAAUCGAGUAGAAAUAUAGGGUUUUCACUUUGCUUAAGCAACUUAUUUUCUUUACGAGUCAUGUUAAGUUUGCUCGAGUAUUUACCUGCGAAGUGAUGUUCAUGUUUUCGUUUCAGCAUCUUCAAAGACCGCUCCUUCCACUGCGAUGUGUGUAACGUCUGUCUGGACAAAAGGCUGGAAGGCAGACAUUCUUGUCGAGAAAAUUCAGGACAUGAUGAGUGCUGAAUCUGUUUGGAGGUAGUGACUUACUUUUCGCAUUAACACGGUGUUGCUGCAAAAUUUCCAGAGAAGGGGAUUUCUCUGUCUUGUUCGUUACAAAUUGUUUCUUGUUAAGAAAUAGGUUGUUGUUCAUCGUGGUAGUUGGAUGAUAUCAUAAGUUUGUUCUGUUGUCUCACCACAAGGUCACUUGAUGUAGAACGCAACGUUUCGACUGCUUACUGCAAGUCUUCUUCAGAAAGCAGUCGAAACGUUGCGUUCUACAUCAAGUGACCUUGUCGUGAGACAACAGAACAAACUUAUAACAUCAAAUCGUUUCUUGUUUGUCGUGUCUACCUGUUAAAUGAUUGUCGGUGUUUGCGGAUUUCGUCAUCAGUUCUACUGCAUUAUUAAUAUUUUGUGUUCUCAUAGCGUUGUGAAACAUUAUGUUAUUUGUUGUGUUCUAUCUAUAAAUUUAGUUUUGUUGGUCAAUGUUUAUGCUCGGUUAAUAUAAAGCAACUACACAGUUUUCACUGCCGUUAUGUCUGGAUUCCAUUGGAUAAUGUCUCGUCGUAUCAUUUAUACAUUGGAACGUUUUCCUUUCUGCUAUUGCAAGAGUAUGGAUUUCAAAAAACUGUCUAAAGACAUCCGUGACACUAGUUGCACACAAAAUCGGCCCUGCAAGAGGAAAUAUUGGCCAACAGCUUUUUCCCAUCUGCUUUAAUUAUAGCCUUGUUGUCGACAAUGAAAGUGAAAUCUAGAAAAUGUAAUGUUUGAGAAACAAAUCCAGCAAGAUACUAAGAGAGCACUUGAGUUUUUUUAGCAAGGUUCUGAGUACAAAAGAAAGCGUUUAAUGGAAUUAUUCGAAUAAGAAAUGAUUUUAAAAGUUAAACUGAUGGAUAAUACCUGUAAAUACUUUUACUUAAUGGACGUUUGGAACUUUUUUUUUCAGGACGCAUUCAGCGGUUGUCAAAUUCUGCCAUGCUCACACAAGGUUCAUAGAGAGUGUGCCAUUGCAAUGAUACAGAAUGGCGUGUAAGUAUGCUCACAAAGUCGUGAUUUUUUAUGAAUUAACUUACAAAACGAAUAACGCGUUUGUGGUCCCCUCCAUUUGACGGUAUCUGGUUAGAAUUCUGAAUCAGUUUUGUAUGUGGAGUUGUGGCGGAGUGUGUGGGGGUUAGUUGCCUGACUCUGUCCAUCUCUCGACUUCUGGCUGCGUGAACUAAGGGGUGGAAAUAAAUUAUUGUGUCCUGCGUCUUCUUUCUUUUGAAGGAACUUAUCUUUGUUUCAAUGGAAUCUCUCAUUGGUUUGUGAUAUUAACUUCUAAUUGGCUGUUGUGAUUAGCUGGGUUUUGGUCUAACAACACUCGAGAGAAAAGUUCUCUUUGCGUGCAGCUUUAGAACAGUUCUGAAUCCACAGCAAUGCAGGGUCGAUUGUGAGCUUUGCAGUCUCUUUUAGUUCUACUCGUGAUUUUACGGUGCUCUUGACUUGAAUAUUCUCGCGUUUAAUUAAAAAAAGUUUAACUUGCAUUACUUGAAAUGUUUCCUUUAAAUUUGCAGUCGCAGCUGCCCAAUUUGUCGCCAUCCUCUCUACAGUGAGACAAAUGGCAAUGAGUGAAUGACAACGUCCAUCCCAAGCUCUUCUCUUAUCGCCUCGUUGAUAAAAUAGAGAGGACCCUGUGUAUGGAGCUGAAAGCAUGAUUUUUUUAUUUCCUUUUGAUAAUUGUUAAGUGCUCAGAUUUUGUAGACUUUUAGCAUAAAUUUUAUAACAGCUUUAGCACCUAGAUUCAAUGGAGUUAUCUGAUCGUCCUGGUAAGAAGACUCUACCUACUCAGGACUUCUCACGCCCAGGGUCGGGUUGUUCAAGGCUGGGUUUAGAUAACCCAGGGUUAGAGUGAAAUCUGGUUUCAGGUCUGAAAGCUGUGAGAGAAAAUUCAGUCUAAUUCUCUUUGUCCAAAAUAUGAUUAUUGGAUGCUCCAAAAAGAAAAGAGAAAAUUGUUCCAAAAAGGCAUUUAAACAAAGAAAUACAAAAACCCGGAUAUAGAUUAAGUCCUGGGUUAGCGCUAAUCGACCUUCGAACAACUAGGCCUAGAUGAUUAGACUACACAAUCAUAUCUUACUCUGAGUUUAAAUCAUUUACCAUAUUACUUUUUUUAAUUUGAUUGAUCGAUAUGUUUUUACAUAAGUGUGAAAUUUCAAAUUAUGUGGGUCUCCAUAAUCAAGCUAUCAAAACGUUAUCGCAAGUUGUCAAAUAUUAAGUUUUUCACUAACAACCCAGAAUUUAGAGAGGCAAAGUUAAAGAACUCGUCCAUGCUGAUCUUCAUGUCUAGAACGCCUGGCUUAAGAUUUCCUUAGGCGUAUGUAUCCAGGAUAUUGAGUUGCUUUGGCAAUGAACGAUACUCUGGCAAAAAAAAGCAAACAAACAACGAAAAAACGGAACUAAUAUCAUCGAUUAUUCUAAACGUAUUACUACACAACACAGCAUGUAUUCUAAAAUGAUUCGAUUUAUCCCAGCGGUUCUUUUCUCGCAAAUUUUGGCAACUUCGCGGGUCAUAUUCUAAGAUCUUAAUCUAAGGAAUAGCAUAGCGGUUAUUCGCUCAAAACCCAGCUCGUUCUGUUUAGUUUUUUCACAUUUUCUAUUUUGAAUUUCAAAGCCAUUGAUAUUUGAUAAACAGCUUUUUAGGACCAAUGAUUACCGUAACUUUCAAUAAACAGGCUCCUGUACAACCAAAAGACUAAACUUGUAAAAUGGAACGUAAAAUUUUGCAUUUACUUUCACAUAACAGCGUCCAUUGGUUGUUACUAAAUUACACUCCGCUUGAACGGCGAGCACAACUUAUUAAGAUGCUAACUCAUAUCUCCUUAUCCCUGUUGGGCAAAACUAUCUCACUAGUUUCGUUUUCCGAGAAUCACGGGGUAUCUAUGGAUCAAUAUCUUACCUAUGAUGUACAUAUCACUAAAUCAGCCUCUAAUUGCAUGAACAGUUAGUACAGAUAAGUAGAAUUAAACGCCUCUUAUACAUGAAAAUACUUUCAUUACUUAUAAAUAGCUUUGUGUUUAGUAAACCAUUUUAUUGUUCCUCAGUUUGGAAACAUCCAAACAUAAUCUACACAAACUGCAGUUGUUACACAACUUUGCUGCCAGAGUUGUAUUAGGUGUAAGGAAGUUCGACCACAUCUCUCAGGGACAGAGAUCUCUUACAUGGUUAGAUGUUACGGAGAAGGUUUUAUUUAACGGCUUACUUUUAGCAUUCAAAUGUGUAAAUGGCUUAGCUGCAGAUUAUUUAGGCAGAUAUUUUGUUAAACGUUCAGCAUUUCACAACAAGAACACGAGGGGAUGUAACAGUUUUGUAGUCCCCCGAUGUAGAUUGUCCAUGGGACAAAGGACAUUUUACUUUUGGUGUCCAAGGGAAUGGAUUGGGCUAGCCGACAAUAGUAAGAACACUAAAAAAAAUUAAUAGUUUUAAGCGGAUACUUUUCAAUAAUAUGUUUCAUGACAAAUAAUUUUGGAUAUAUUUUGAAUAAUUUUGAUUACAUUUUGAUUUUAAUUAAGUUCCUGUAAAUAAGUUUUCUUAAUUACCAGUAUUAUGUAGUAGUUAAUUACCAUUAUUAUGUAACAGUUGACAUCGUGACUGAAAAGCCCCGUUGAAGGGAGUCUCAAUAAAGUAUGUAUGUAUAUAUGAAACACUACGUAAAUACGUCGCCUAUUGUGGGUUGGGUGCUGAAUCCAAUCAUUAUAUACAGCGCAAAAUUAUUAAUGAUUCAGAGAAUAAGCUGCAUGCUUUUAUUAAGUUUCUUGUUCAUUAUUUCGUUUAAAAAGCUGUAAUUUCAAAUACAUUUGCGAGUGCGACCGUAUUUUUGAAGUGAACCUUUCAGUCACGUGAUCGUUAUAAAAUAGAACUAGUAUUGUGGACUAUUUCAGGAUUUGAUCAGUAUAACGACGUUUAGAGGAACAGUCAAGAUGUCAUGCAUGUGGGACCAUAAAUGUGGGACCUCUGAAUUUAUUUCUCAAUCAUUCGAAG
Messenger RNA from Pocillopora meandrina, 10328 nucleotides. Lineage: Eukaryota; Metazoa; Cnidaria; Anthozoa; Scleractinia; Pocilloporidae. The record is from the annotation of a GenBank genome assembly.